AUGCCGCCUUUCACAACUGGAUCGGCGUCGAGUAAAGGACCCGUGCUUUAUGCAGAAGGGGCUCUAGAUGUUCCUAUUAGGGGUCCCUCGGGGGUCACCGUUCCUGCCGCCCCCUUGUUGCCUUCGUUCACUGCUUCCCCCUGUGUGCUUAGAGCGAGGCCCGGCUUCUUCCUCCCCGCCAGAAAGCUAGAACCAGCAAAGCUGUAUAUGAGUAACUACUUGAAGAACCAGCACAAGAUGCAGCAGCAAAUGAAGGUGGCCGUACCAACAGACUGGGAGCCUUCACCUGAAUCCUAUCAGGGGUUCCCGCAGGCUCCUCAUGACCUUCAGGGGUCAUCUGCACCACUAACAAGCAAUGAGACUACACUCUGGGACAAUUUGGCUCAGAUUAGUGACGAGACUGCCCUUAGGGACACGGGAUUUGUUGGGUUUACAUUUGCCCGUGCUGCUGCAGAACGGGAGGAGGCCCUACCCUGCGCGAAGCCGGCGUGUGGCUGUAUGGCAACUGUAGGGUGGGUUGACGAGUUCCAAUGUCCGCACUCUGGUUGGAGUCGCCCUGGAAGUUUUUCGGCAGCCUGUGGUUUUUCUCUCGAUGCUGCGGCAGCGAGGGAAAUUGCAGCAGCGGCAGCACAGGGCGACGUGCUAGCAGCGGCAACAGUACAGCAGUUUUUCUCACUGGGAGAUGCUGCUCCUCUUCGGGGUGAAGGAGUCCCGACAGCUUACAAAAUGCAAGGGAAACAGGAACUUUCAAAAUCGACGGUGCCUCCCAGAAUGCAGGGGCCUCUAGAGAUUGUGCAGCCUACACUGGGUUCGCGCAAUACCAUGCCCAGAAACGGCCGGAGGCUUAAAAGUGCAAUUCCUCUUGCAGAAACUCCCGUAGGUCGCGCUCCGAAGCAAACCCAGCGGGCGUCACGCAUGUGGGCAUCUAAGCCCAGGGAUAAAGGGCAUGAAAGAGAUAGCCCCAGCAGAAGAUACUAUACAGUACAGGACACAGACACUGAUGUAGCUUUGAGAGGCAUAUGCGGAGAAAGAGCCAGGAGCGAGCAGGCCAGCAGCACAAGCAGGGUGGACGACCAAGCCAAGCCUUUGGAUUGUCUGAUGCGGGAUCUUGAGGGUACAAACGCCAAAGCAUUAAGGAGCAUUGUCCUCAGACUCAUAGACUGCAGACGACUUGAAACCCAAAUAGAGGCAGAUUCACACCAACUCCAAGUCCUUGAUGCCAUUUUACACCAACACGAAGCACCAGACACUGCUGUGGCUCAUCUCUUGGGAAAAUACGGGGGGGACCCGGGGCAGCCCCUUGCCCAAUACCUCAUCCCACCAAGGAAAGCAAAUUUGCAUGGGGUCCCCAUAGAAGCACAUACCCAGGCCCAAGGGAGAAAAGCUCUUCAGGAAGACGAGAUUCUCAACAAGAGAGCCCUAAAAAGUGGGUUGCCCAUCAAUGAAGGCAUUCGUUCUAAAGGUGCUCCCGGUCCGAGCUCCCCCGGCGGCAUAUCAGUGGUGAACGCAGCUCUUGGCGUGGGUCUCCAUCACAGCACAUUCGCGGGGGAGGUCUGA
Molecule: messenger RNA, 1557 nt
Organism: Cyclospora cayetanensis
Lineage: Eukaryota; Apicomplexa; Conoidasida; Eucoccidiorida; Eimeriidae
Exons: 5
Coding region: 1-1557 (518 amino acids)
Source: RefSeq, a predicted model, not a curated record